UGCACCUUCAUGGGCACCAGAGCCACCCCCUGGAAACAGGCUGUUCCCCUUCCUGUGGGGCUGCUGACGUGACAACCCCAUGACCAGGCAGACCAGCCCCCAAGUGGCCACACCCUGUGCUUCUGUCUGUCCUGUGGGCACUGAGGUCCCUCCGUCUGCACAGCCAGUGCCAGGGGCAGAGACGCCAUGACCCCCACCCUCAUGGCCCUGCUCCUCCUCGGGCUGAGUGUGGGACCCAGGACCCGAGCGCAGCCAGGGACCCUCCCCACACCCUCCAUCUGGGCUGAGCCAGGCUCUGUGGUCCCCUGGGGUAGUGCUGUGACCAUUUGGUGUCAGGGGACCCUGGAGGCCGCGGAGUUCUAUCUGGAUAAAGAUGGACACUCAGUGCCCUGGGACAGACAACCCGCAGUGGAGCCCAGGGACAAGGCCAAGUUCUCCAUCAUAUACAUGACAGAGCAGUAUGCAGGCCAAUAUCACUGUUCCUAUCGGAGCCCCGCUGGCUUGUCAGAGCGCAGUGACCCCCUGGAGCUGGUGGUGACAGGAUUCCAUGGCAAACCCACUCUCUCAGCCCUGCCCAACCCCAUGGUGACCUCAGGAGCGAAGGUGACCCUCCAGUGCACCUCAUGGACGGGAUUCCAUAGGUUCGUCCUGAUGAAGGAAGGAGAACCCAGACCCGUCUGGACCCUGGACUCCCAGCGACCCAUCAGUGGGCAGUUCCAGGCCCUGUUUCCUGUGGGCCCCAUAACCCCCAGGCUCAGGUGGACCUUCAGAUGCUAUGGCUAUUUCAGAAACACCCCCUACAUGUGGUCACUCUCCAGUGACCCCCUGGAGCUCCUGGUCUCAGGAUCCUCUGGAGAGCCCGGCCCCCCAGCCACAGAUCCCAGCUCAACAGCUGGAGCAGCUGACACCAUCAGCCCAUCACAAAACAAGUCAGACCACAACACUGGAUCACUACAGUCAGAGAGGAAUCCAAGAUGCAUCCAGGAGGUAAACUCAAGAGAGAACAAUGCAACGAUCAUAAUGACAGAGUCUGGGAAGCACAUCUUAUGUGCCCAGGAAUUUCUGGAAGAGUGUGUGAGGCAUGUGCUGUGGGAACUGUCAACAUUCCAUGUUGCCCAGACCAGUCCUCAUCCUCUGUGACAUCAUCUCCAACCUCCAAGGACUUAUUCCACAUACCACACGACAUAGUGGUCAAGUAUAUAUCUUUUGUCAUUAUUUAUUUGACACCCAUAACACUCCCAGGACUAGUAAUGAUCAGAGAACAGGAUCCAUGUGAAUUUAGCACAUACUUUAGUAUUCAUGCUUGGUGCAUUGUGUGAAAUCUAGUUAACUUUUGUAUAGAUUCCUGGCAGGAUGGAUGGAUUCAGGAUUGAUUAUAAAUGGAAAGACGGAAAAGUUUAUCUCUACACAAACAUACACAGCAAUCUGCAAUAAAUUAACUCAGCAUC
Molecule: messenger RNA, 1448 nt
Organism: Leopardus geoffroyi (Geoffroy's cat)
Lineage: Eukaryota; Metazoa; Chordata; Mammalia; Carnivora; Felidae
Gene: LILRA5
Product: leukocyte immunoglobulin like receptor A5
Exons: 7
Coding region: 187-1140 (317 amino acids)
Biological process (GO): cytokine-mediated signaling pathway
Molecular function (GO): inhibitory MHC class I receptor activity
Source: RefSeq, a predicted model, not a curated record